Molecule: messenger RNA, 615 nt
Organism: Candidozyma auris
Lineage: Eukaryota; Fungi; Ascomycota; Pichiomycetes; Serinales; Metschnikowiaceae
Exons: 1
Coding region: 1-615 (204 amino acids)
Source: RefSeq, a predicted model, not a curated record
AUGUGGCAACAGAAAUUCGACCACAAUCUCCAGUUGAAUUAUUAUGUGAACUUGGACGACGGCCUGAUCUCCUUUGACCUCCCGUGUGAGGUCCAGAUCCAGAAGAAACUGCCCAAACAGAAGGAGAACAUCCUCCACAGAAUUACAUCAGCACUCACGCUUAGAAGGCUGUCUUCGAAAGCAUCUGAUGACGAACUCCAACAAGGUUUGAGUGUUGAGUCCGAGUCUGGCUUCACUACGGCUGAUCAAAGCCCUUCGGAGCCAAAUGGUCACCUGCUCCCGAUGAGUGGGCCUCCACUGCCGUUAGGAGAAAAAUCCAUCUCUAGAAUGCCCAGUGACUCGUAUUUGUUAGAGAAGGCAUUUAAUCUACAACCUCAUGAGGACGAGGUGGCUAGUGUAUCUUCCGACGAGUCCAUCCAGAGCUUUUACCUGGACAUCGUUGCUAACGAUAUGUACUAUGACUACGACCGUACGGUUUACUGCGACGAGAAACCGUUUAUCAGUGGGAAUGGAAAGAAUAAUCUUCUGCUGGAAAACAACCUCAUUAACGACGACUACGAGAAAGAGCUCGAGAGACAGGAGCUUCGACUUCAAAUCCUUAAGGAGCUCUACUAG